Messenger RNA from Fraxinus pennsylvanica, 351 nucleotides. Lineage: Eukaryota; Viridiplantae; Streptophyta; Magnoliopsida; Lamiales; Oleaceae. The record is from the annotation of a GenBank genome assembly.
AUGUACUCUUUUCUUGAUCGACUCAUUAAUCUGGGGCUUCCUAGGACGAGGGAUUUUCAAGGCGUGAGCUCCAAUAGCUUUGAUGGGAAUGGAAACUACAGCAUUGGCUUCCGUGAGCAGAGCGUUUUCCCGGAGAUAAGUUAUGAUAUACUCGGUAAGCCACGGGGAAUGGAUGUUUGCAUAUCCACAAUAGCUAAUACAGAUAAAGAAGCCCAUAAAUUACUUGCUCUUAUGGGAAUGCCAUUUAGAGAAGGUGGUGGUGGCCCUACAACCGUGGUACGGAAGAAAAAGCUUAAAUCUCACCAUUUUGACUCGAAGUCGAAAUCAAGGCAAAGAACCCAGAAGAGGUAA